Molecule: messenger RNA, 6299 nt
Organism: Tachysurus fulvidraco (yellow catfish)
Lineage: Eukaryota; Metazoa; Chordata; Actinopteri; Siluriformes; Bagridae
Gene: mmp15b
Product: matrix metallopeptidase 15b
Exons: 10
Coding region: 650-2584 (644 amino acids)
Biological process (GO): extracellular matrix organization; collagen catabolic process; proteolysis
Cellular component (GO): extracellular matrix
Molecular function (GO): metalloendopeptidase activity; zinc ion binding
Source: RefSeq, a predicted model, not a curated record
CACACGUGGGUUAGAUCCACGAGACCAUCCUUGUCCUAUCGUCCAGAAAUUCUACAAUUCCGUUACCCGCGUAUGCACGUGAGACAUAACCAGCGGCGAACAGCUGUACCUACUCUUGUGAACGGAACUGACGUCAUGCACAUGUUUUCAAGUCGGGGUUAUUGUGUGUGUGUGUUUGUGUGAGUAUGAGUGUGCGCCCGGCUUGAUCAGGAGAAGGCGGGAUCCGGAUCUCCGCGCGCACCUCGAACUGACGUUGCGCUUGGACGUUACAGUAACUAAGGCUUGUGCGUGGAAUAAACGCAGCGUGGACACACCCGCGGGAUAUGAUCCCCACGAAACUUGUGCCAGAGAAGCGAACCUCUUUGCGUUUUGGGUCCAACCCCUUACAACUCGACUACACCUAUUGCCUCCGGGCAUUUAAACCUCUAGAGUGUCAGCUCGCGCACAAGAAACGUUUUUAGCAUUUAAUACUGGGAGUAGAGGAAAGGACAAGAGACCAGAGGACAGUGCACAGCUCCAGGGCAAUGCACCUUCUCUAGACCUGAAGGUCUUUUUGCAAGUUUUCAACAAGGACACUCGAGAUCAUUGAGACUCAUCAUUGAGGAUCUGGCAUCCUACAAGAUCAAAAUAUUGAUCCAGAAUUGUCAACAUGGCAUCAUUGUGGCAUGUGAUGCUCUGGAGAUGGACAUUAGUUCCUUCAUUCCUGCUGCUUUUUCUGUGUGGGACGCUCACAUUUGGAGAUGAUGAGUUCAAUUCAGAGUCCUGGCUCCGGAUGUAUGGAUACCUCCCUCAGGCAAGUAGGCAGAUGUCCACUAUGCGAUCGGCUCAAAUCCUGUCUAAUGCCAUCAGUGACAUGCAGAGAUUCUACAGCCUGGAGGUCACAGGAGUGAUGGAUCCAGCAACUAUCGAAGCCAUGCAGAGGCCUCGCUGUGGGGUUCCAGAUAAAUUUGGUGGACAAAUCAAGACUAAUGUUCGCAGGAAACGCUAUGCCCUCACUGGCCACAAGUGGGACAAUUCCCACUUGACCUUUAGUAUACAGAACUAUACUCCUAAGAUUGGGGAGUACAACUCGUAUGAAGCCAUUCGUAUGGCCUUCAAGGUGUGGGAGAAGGUAACACCUCUGACGUUCGAAGAAAUUCCCUAUCUGGAAGUCAAAUAUGGCCGGCGGAAGGAGCCUGACAUCAUGAUCUUUUUUGCCACUGGUUACCACGGUGACAGCUCCCCAUUUGAUGGAGAGGGUGGUUUUUUGGCACAUGCCUACUUCCCUGGUCCAGGGAUGGGCGGUGACAUGCACUUUGACUCAGACGAGCCAUGGACAAUUGGAAAUGAGAAUUUGCAAGGAAAUGAUCUGUUUCUGGUAGCAGUGCAUGAGCUGGGUCAUGCUCUAGGUCUGGAGCACUCCAAUAAUCCUUUGGCUAUUAUGGCUCCCUUCUACCAAUGGAUGGACACAGAGAACUUCCAGCUUCCAGAGGAUGACCUCAAAGGCAUCCAGCAGAUCUAUGGACCGCCUAACAGUUCCCCAACUCAGGCUCUUCCUACUGUGACCCCUCGCCGUCCCAACCAGCCUAGGACCCCACCAGGAUCCCCACCACGUCGUCCAGACCGGCCACGCACCACUGACCGCCCGGAUCAGUAUGGCCCCAACAUCUGCGAGGGCAACUUUGAUACGGUCACUGUGCUCCGUGGAGAGAUGUUUGUUUUCAAAGGUCGCUGGUUCUGGAGGGUCCGAAGAAACCGAGUACUGGAUAACUACCCCAUGCCCAUUGGCCACUUUUGGAGAGGACUUCCAGGAGAUAUUGAUGCAGCAUAUGAGAGACACGAUGGCAGAUUUGUCUUUUUCAAAGGGGAUCGGUUCUGGAUUUUCCGGGAGGCGAACCUGGAGCCGGGCUAUCCUCAGGAGCUGGUAGAUUAUGGCCGGGACAUUCCUUAUGACAAGAUAGAGACAGCAAUCUGGUGGGAACCUUCAGGCUACACCUACCUAUUUAAGGGAGACCGGUACUGGCGUUUUAAUGAGCAGUCACGCUCAGUGGACCGAGACUACCCUAAACCAAUCAGUGUUUGGGAUACGUCAGUACCCAUAUCUCCUAAGGGAGCUUUCCUCGGUGAUGAUGGAGCUUACACAUACUUCUACAAAGGCAGCAAGUAUUGGAAAUUUGAUAACCACCGGAUGAAGAGUGAGCCUGGAUAUCCCAAAUCCAUCUUAAGAGACUUCAUGGGUUGCAACGUCGACCUGGAUCCCGACCGAGAUACAGACGUAGACCCAGGACGGAAGUGGCCUGACAGACCGCCCUUCAACCCGGACGCAGGCCGGGACAAGGACAAGGAGAAAAAAAAGGACAAGGAUCAAGAUCGCACCAACGACGUGGACACCAAGGACGCGACGGAAAAAGAGACGAACGACGUGGACGUGGUGCUGAAGAUAGACGAAACAGAACGCACCAUGAUGAUCAUCAUGGUGACUGUGCCGCUGGUCCUGGUGCUGUGCAUCCUGGUGCUGAUCUAUGCCAUCAUCAACACACUGCAGAGGAAAGGGGCACCCAAGUACUUUGUGCACUGCAAGCGAUCCCUGCAGGACUGGGUUUAACUUGGACUCUUAGGUUCCAACUCUGACCUCUGAACCCUUGACCUCGCUUCCCUUUCAUCCAUGUCGUUUUUUCAUCUUCCUAAUAUAUUUACAUUGCACACACACACACACACCCCUUAUACUCUGUUAUCCCAUGGUGCUGUCCUAAUGCAUUGACUGUAGUCUAUUUAUAUGAGAGUUUGCACAUUUAUUAUUGUUAUUUUCUUUCAAUUCAUUUCAUUUUGGUUUUUUCCCCCCCCUCUCUUUUAAUUCAAUUGUACACAUUUCUUUUUAUCUCUGAAUAAGAAACUUUUUUCAUUGUGCUAUAAGAAACUGCCAUACAGGUUAGGACGCAUACUCUUGAUGUGAAAAAUACAAGAGAAAUCUGCAGCAUGUGCAGUACAAAAAAAACAAAAAAAAACAAAGGGAAGAAAAGGUGUGAGAUCUAAAUAACUGCUCCCUUUUACUCAGGAUUCAGCCAUCAUCUAUUAACUGAGUUGAGAAGCCAAGCGGGGGAAAAAACCUGUUGUAGAAAACAAUUUGUUUUUAACACGGCCGGUCAUAUAGAGCUCUACUUGAGGCACGCUUGCCAACGAUGAAGAAAAUCCCAUGUGUUUUAUUGCCUUAGUAAAAGCACCCAUGCUUUUGUUUUAACAAAGGUGCCUUGGUCUCGCCAGCCAAAUACCUUCCUGUAGUUUUACUCCUAUAGGAGGAUCCCCUUGAUCUCCCUCGCGUGUUGCUUUCUCUAUGAUCUUAAGAUACAGUUUGACCACAAUAUUUUAUUGUUAGUGGAGUGUAGCUCACAUGGUGCUUUUCCUUUAGGACAAAACAAGGCAGCGUACUGUGAAACCACACUGCAGGGGGACGGGAGGGAACAUUUGAGGUACUGGAUGCUGAAGGAGGUCGUUUUUUUUGUUGUUGUUUUUUUCUUUUUUGUGAUCUAGGAACCAUUAGCCAAGUGUAGGCUUGCUUUAAACAAUAUAAUCAGACGCAUACAAAAAAAAAGGCUUAUAAAAAACACCACUAGUAUACUGUAUACCACUUGAGAGGACCAAUUGAAAAAUAAAUAGAAGGUAUUUGCGUUUCUCGAGCUGCAGUCAUAAUUAAAGGCCUUGCUGGGCCUCUUUCUCUGCCCUGUUACAGGCUGUUAGAUAAUCCUCUCAUUUUAAAAACAGCAGGUGGGCCAAAACAUUGCUAACCUCCCACCAGGGUAACAUGAGGCCUUCUGCACCUAAGAAAUCCUACUCUGAUCUGCUGAAGCAUGUAGAAAGCACGAGUAAGCAACAGAGAAGUAGAGAGAGAGAGAGAAAAUGUGUGAUAGUUCAAAGGGAUGUUGUUCAGCUGUGGAAACCUUAUCUGCCGUUGGAAGAAGCUUACAGUGUUUUGCUACAGAGACAACUUUACUAUGUACACAUUUCAAGGGUGGUGCAGAGAAGCUUGGGCUGUGAGUAUAUCCUUCUGAGGCCAGCACGGAAGAGGAUGGAGCAGAUCCUCAUAUGGGAGCAGGCUGGCAUAUGUUCAUGGCAUCUACUCUGCCACUGGUUAUUUCUGAACCACAUAUUUUUGAAUGGGAAACAGGAUCUUGCUGCUGGCAUUCGGUCUCCGUCCGUUCAGCAGCCAUGAGCUGGAUCUGGAUUUGACAUAUGGCUUGUACUCCUUAAGAUUCAAACUGAAAUUGAUUUUGAGUGAAGGUUGAGCAGCAUAUGAUUGUUUUAAAUUGAAAACUUUUACCAGAAAGCGAUUUGCUAGCAUAACCUCAAAGCAGCAAUUCACUUUAAUUCAUUCAUUGCACUUUUUUCCCCUUUUUUCUUUUUUUGGAGAAACAAAGCAGCCCUGUGCCAGUUUAGAAAGUUUCCGUGUUCACAAAGGCACAGAGGAUGGCGUAGAUUAGAGAAGGAAAGUGAGUGGUACUAUAAAUAUUGCCUUGUCGGGCAAGGUUGACUCGUGACCACUUUCAUAAAUAUUAUGGAGAGACUGGAGGAGACGGAGGACAGUCAUGACUUGAAUGCCGUCGCUGAUGGAGGCAGUUCAGCUCCCUUGCCAGGCAGUACCCUUCCCCCUCCAUUUGAAGAGAGAGUUAAUCAGAGAUAAAAGCUGUUCCUCCUCUCCUCUCCUCUCCUCUCCUCUCCUCUCCUCUCCUCUCCUCUCCUCUCUCCUCUGUCCCCUCCUCCUCAGAUCAAUGAAGAAUAUACAGACAUGCUGAUGGGGAUCCAAAAUUCGAGUCUUCACUCUCAACCCCAACGUGCUCCCAUCUUAACAGGCGUUUACUUGCUGCUCCGUACCUUUUGUGGCCUUGCUUCGAGAGACCUUCUGGCUGUUUUGGUGUCCUAGCUGAUUAAUGUUAUCUCUGUGUUUGCUUAGGCAAUCGAAACCAAAUGCUCUGUCAAGGCCUUUUAAAGUGAACUUGCCCAGUAAACACACUGCUCAUGUGAACGGUUCACAGAAGAAAGGCUCGCUUUAGAUCUUUAACCUUUAAUCACACAUCUUUCCUGAAGCUAGACCUAGCUGCAGGAGUACACUGAGCAUGAUCUGAAUCCUUAAUCAUUUACAUGGUGGAGAUGAAACAUGACUGAUUAUGCUGGAGAAUAGCUAAUAGAUAAUCAAAGUCUGUGUAAUGAGAAUGAGAAUGUUAGUAUCCAUGCUUCAUUCUCCCACUCAUGUCAACUCCUGUAGUUUGGUGCAAAUAACAAUGGACCCUCUUACUUCAGGCAUUAUUGUCCUGCAUAGUACUCAUUCUGGCCAACAGGAAGAAAGUCUGGGCUUUAGGCCAAAUCCAGGAAGCACCCUCCCACUAUCACUCACUCUUGCAUAGCAUUCGUAAAGUCAUUGUGGGAUUUAGUAAAAUAUUUCCUGAAGUUGUAGCUCAGUGAUUUUGUUUUUAAGCUUUUUUUUGUAUUUUUGUAUUUUUUUUUUUUUGCAGCAUUAUAUUUCUAUAUUUCUGCAAAACGGAUCUCCACAAAAUAACAUCAUUUAAAGUCUGUCACAUUUUUCUCACACUGUCUUCUGAUUUCUGCAUGAAACAUGAGUAGAUCUCUGUUAUUCAUCUGUCCUGCUCAUUUCUUUAAUCCCAUACUGUAAUUGCUAAACAGAAAAAAAAAAUCUGAAAUCUGUCAUAUUUUAACUGUAGCCUUGACAGUGUCAGGAUUUUAGUCCGUAUUAGGCCAUUUGUGUCUGGACUGAGAAUAAUUUACUGUAGUUGUUAAUCUACACUUUGACAGACGUCUGUUCCUCUAUCACUGUAUCGCAAAGCAUCUCACUUUACCCCAUGAGCCAAGUGUCAUGCCUUUUAACAAAGCAAAUCCAUGCACAGACUGAAAAAUUAAUCAAAUCAGGUAAAGACAUAAACGGCUCACUCGUGUUGCUAAAGCAAUGUCAUGACAAUGUUGUGCAACUUAUAUUGUGCUGCAAUUAUUUUUGGAAAAAAAAAAAAACCUCAUGUUUAUUAAUAAUGAUUAAAUGUAUGAUACUAUUUUUGUGGUUUCGGUUCAAUUGAUUGAUUUCCUGUUCAAUUGAUCGAUAUCUUAUUUGAACUUAAUUGGUUGUUUUUGAAAUUGUAAAUAUUGUAGGACUUUUUUACGUUGUUAAUAACAUUCCGGUUUUGUGUUUUUAUUUUGUUUUCCGAUGUAGAAACUGAAGAUUUUAUACAUUUGUGUUGUUUGUUGAUCACAUCUGUUGAGUGUCUCUAAUUAUCCAUGCUGGACAUGUAAACAAUAAUAAAUAAAUGAUCUGAAUAUGA